Drosophila santomea is the source of this 2724-nucleotide messenger RNA. It is a transcript of the gene Mtpalpha, whose product is annotated as trifunctional enzyme subunit alpha, mitochondrial. Gene Ontology annotation, biological process: fatty acid beta-oxidation. NCBI's taxonomy places the organism in Eukaryota, Metazoa, Arthropoda, Insecta, Diptera, Drosophilidae. The transcript has 5 exons. Bases 156 to 2507 code for a protein of 783 amino acids. The record is from RefSeq and is a predicted model, not a curated record. Gene Ontology annotation, molecular function: long-chain (3S)-3-hydroxyacyl-CoA dehydrogenase (NAD+) activity; enoyl-CoA hydratase activity; NAD+ binding. Gene Ontology annotation, cellular component: mitochondrial fatty acid beta-oxidation multienzyme complex; mitochondrion.
AGGCGCGGUCACACUGGGAAUGUGCAACAAGUAGAAAUUGCCGCAUAGUUUUUAAUAGCGAAUCGCGAACACAUAACUAACGGUGCAGGAUCAAAGUUCGCUGAACAAUAAAACAAAUAGUUAUCGUAAGCAAAAAGUGACAAACCUAUAACCCAAUGUCGGCAACGAGAUUUCUGAGUGCCGUUGGCCAAAUUUCGCGACAGCAAUUGCUGCAGAAUAAGUGCACAAGAGCCCUGCCCAUUUCGGCGCAGCUCCUCCAGAGUCGCCGCCUAAUGUCCACGAAUCCCGCACCGGUGGCCAACAAGCAUCUGCACACCAAGGUGGUCAAUGGCGUGCUCGUGAUCAAGUUCGAUUCGCCCAAUGCCAAGGUGAAUUCCCUGGGCUCCGAGGUGAGCGAUGAGUUCGAGCGAGUGAUCAAGGAUCUGGAAACGAAUCCUGCCGUCAACUCCGCCGUGCUCAUCUCGGGAAAACCGGGCUGCUUUGUGGCCGGUGCUGAUAUCGGGAUGCUGGAAGCGUGCCAGACGCCGGCGGAGGCCACGUUGAUCUCGCACGGCGCCCAGGUGAUGUUCGAUCGCAUGGAGCGCAGCAAGAAGCCCAUUGUGGCCGCCAUCAGCGGUGUCUGUCUGGGUGGCGGUCUGGAACUCGCCCUUGCCUGCCACUACCGCAUUGCCACCAAGGACAGCAAGACCAAACUGGGUCUGCCCGAGGUCAUGCUGGGUCUCCUGCCCGGCGGCGGUGGCACCGUGCGCCUGCCCAAGCUUACCUCCGUGCCCACAGCUCUGGAUAUGGAGCUGACCGGCAAACAGGUGCGCGCCGAUCGCGCAAAGCGGCUGGGCAUUGUGGAUCUGCUGGUGGAUCCCCUUGGUCCUGGACUCCAGCCUGCUGAACAGAACACCAUCGAGUACCUGGAGAAGACUGCCGUGCAGGUGGCCAACGAUUUGGCCAGUGGCAAACUUCGCGUUAAUCGCGAGAAGAGCGGUUUGGUCAACAAGAUCCAGUCCUUCGUCAUGGACACUGACUUUGUAAAGAACAAGAUCUUCGACACUGCCAGGAAGCAGGUGCUCAAGGCCUCGAAUGGCCUCUAUCCCGCUCCCCUGAAGAUUCUCGAUGUGAUCCGUGCUGGCGUGGAUAAGGGAUCCGAAGCAGGUUACGAGGCGGAACGCAAGGGCUUCGGGGAGCUGUCGGCCACGCCUGAGUCCAAGGGCUUGAUUGCCCUGUUCCGUGGACAAACGGAGUGCAAGAAGAACCGAUUUGGCAAGCCCGAGCGUCCGGUUAAGACUGUGGGAGUUCUGGGAGCUGGUCUGAUGGGAGCCGGAAUUGUACAGGUCUCCGUCGAUAAGGGAUACCAGGUGGUGAUGAAGGAUGCUACCGAUGCCGGUCUGGCUCGUGGUAUUGGACAGGUGCAGAAGGGCUUGGAGACGGCUGUCAAGCGCAAGCGAAUCUCUGGACUGGAGCGUGAUCAGACUCUUGCCAACCUGCGCCCCACUCUAGAUUACAGCGACUUCAAGAACGCAGACAUCAUCAUCGAAGCUGUGUUCGAGGACAUCAAUGUUAAGCACCGUGUGAUCAAGGAGUUGGAAGCAGUGGUUCCCGAGCACUGCGUCAUUGCCACCAACACCAGCGCCAUUCCCAUCACCAAGAUCGCAGCAGGAAGCUCGCGUCCCGAGAAGGUUGUCGGCAUGCACUACUUCUCGCCCGUGGACAAGAUGCAGCUGCUGGAAAUCAUCACACACCCAGGCACCUCCAAGGACACGGUCGCUCAGGCUGUGGCAGUCGGUCUUAAGCAAGGCAAGGUCGUGAUCACUGUUGGCGACGGACCUGGCUUCUAUACCACCCGCAUCCUCUCCACCCUGCUGUCGGAAGCCAUAAGACUGCUGCAGGAGGGCGUGGACCCCAAGGAUCUGGACCAAUACACGAAGAAGUUUGGUUUCCCCGUGGGUGCUGCGACCCUUGCUGAUGAGGUUGGCAUCGACGUGGGUUCCCACAUUGCCGUUGACUUGGCAAAGGCAUUCGGCGAACGCUUCAGCGGUGGAAACUUGGAAGUGAUGAAUGAUCUGGUCCUGGCUGGUUUCCUCGGUCGCAAGUCCGGCAAGGGCAUUUUCCUGUACGAUGGCCAGAAGAGGGGCACUCGUCCAGUGAACAACGAUGCCGUCGAGAUCGUCAAGCAGAAGUACGCGUUAGUCUCAAAGGGUGCCAAUACCCCCGAGGAUCUGACGCUGCGCAUGGUGUCCCGCUUCAUCAACGAAGCUGUGCUGUGUCUGGAGGAGAAGAUUCUGGACAGCCCGCUGGAGGGCGAUGUCGGAGCCGUAUUUGGCCUGGGCUUCCCGCCAUUCUCUGGUGGUCCCUUCCGCUGGGUGGAUCAGUAUGGAGCAGGCAAACUGGUCAGCAAGAUGCAAUCCUAUGCUGAGCUGUACGGGGCACCCUUCAAGCCCGCACAGACUCUGCUCGACAUGGCUAAGGACCCGGCGAAGAAGUUCUACCCCAAGACUGGCUCCUCGAAGUUGUAGAUCCGAUCCAAUCCGAUCCCAGCCUCCGUAAAGCCGCCAACGAAAUUUAGCUUUUAGUGCGAAGACAGGGGCAACGCGUGUCCUUGUGCAUUUUUCUCAGAAAGGAAACCUUUAAUGGUCCACUGCUGCCUAAAAAAAAAUGGGGCUAGGCCCUUUAAAAAUCCCUCUGAUGAAGUUGUCGAGAUUUAAAUUAAAGUUUACCAUGUAAUUUUCCAUA